Messenger RNA from Caenorhabditis auriculariae, 1870 nucleotides. NCBI's taxonomy places the organism in Eukaryota, Metazoa, Nematoda, Chromadorea, Rhabditida, Rhabditidae. The record is from the annotation of a GenBank genome assembly.
AUGUAUCUCGUCAAGGUGAUUCUAGCUCUGAGCUUGGCGUCACUUGUACAUGGGCGUGGUUCAGUUUGUUACGAAACGGUAAUUCUCUUACUCUCGAUUCAAAAUGAGCGGCAGUUAGAAAUGAGCCAUCGGACUUAAAGCUUCAUAAUAUAGUUUAUCCCACUUACUUCAAAGAUCAAUUGCUGGGCUAGCGUUGAGAUGAAAUUCAAAUAAUUUUUUUAGGAAAACACUUCGGAUGGGUACGUAUACGCUUCGUUUGAUCGAUAUCUCAGGGUCGGAGACACCAUCACAGUCUACGCUUUCGUCAAACCGGGCUUCUCUUUGUUUAUUUAAAUAAAAAUGCCGCAUUUGGAAUGGCUUGAUGCAGUUGCGCUGCUUGCAGAAGUUUUUUUUGCGACUGCAACUUGUUGAGCCAUUCCCUACGCGACCACGAUCAAGAUGAAGUGAAAAAAUCAAACUGACGAUUGUUCAGGUCUUCUGUCUGUCUCUACGAAGGCGACUGUCUAAUUUCUGAUAAAACUAACAUAGCUAUAAUGAUAAUGCCCAAUUAUUAUAUGAAUCUAUUGUCAUUCGAUUCCUUCCUGGUAAGCGCUCAGGAACAUGUUCUCAGGCUUAUAGUCUGUUCAGAUUUUGAAUGUCAAGUCAAUGCUCAAGCUUCGCCCCUAACGGUGCGAUAAACCAAUCAGAGAGCGAGCCACUCACAGAGUGUUUUUGAAUGACGUCAUUGCACUUGACAUUAAAAAUAUGAACAGACUAUAUUUUAUCCCUCCUUUUCGCAAAAUCAAGAAAAAAGGGGGUUGAAGUUGAAUUUUAUUAAAAAUUCAGUUUUGCUAAAAAAAAAACUUUAGAACCUUCGCUGGGUCCAUUCUGAAUACGCGUUUAAUCCUAUAAGUGGGACAAACAGCUUCAAGAUGCGCAUCGAGUAAGUUUUUAAGAAGAGUUAUGUGGCAAACUAUUCAAAUCGGUCGGUUUGCGGAAAAUUUGAGUUAUAUACUAAAUACUUUUUGCUUGAAAAACUGAAGCGCAUCUUUCAAUUUCAAUUUUAAAAAAAUUAACUUAUUCCUGUCAUACCUGUGAAUAGUUUUUUGAUCAGACGACUUCUUCCAAAAUAAAAAGUUGGAAAUAAUGACCCUAAAUCAAUAAUCGUGGAAUUUCUCUGUGCAUUGCGGUUGGAAAUCGCUGACUCUAGGACGCACCUCAAGUUGCGAAAACCGCAAACGCUCGAAAAAAUGUUCAAAAAAAAUUGAAAUAAAAAGAGUUUCAGCGUCACAGAGCAAGCCUACCUAAUUUAUGUGGAUGACCGAUAUAUCUACAGUUUCGCACACCGUAACCCGUCCUACAGUGCAGUUAAAUCGCUACUCAUGGACCGUAUGCAGCUCAAUGGUCCGCUAACGUUAGUGUUUUUUUUAUUUAGCGAUUCUAGUUUUUUCAAAAGUAGAGCGGGGGGGCACUCUUCCAACAGGCCCAGCCCCAGGCUGCCGAGAUGCGUUUUGCAUUUUUUUUUUUUCAUAGUCCAUGCACCGCGACCGAAUGGUUUUCAAGUGUCUAAGUCCCUCUGUUCCCUCACCGGCAAGGUCAAAGAAACGUGAAAAUAGCGCGUCAACUAGAGAGGGUCGUCGAGAGACGAGGAGGGCGCAGAGAAGACACGAAAAACGGACUAUAUGAAUUUGUUCAAAAAAUGGCUCCUCUGUUUUUUUUUUGCUUUUUUUUUGAACCGAAUUAUUUCAAGAUAUUGUGGACGUGAUCACCUUUCUCGAAUAAGAUCGAACGACAGAAUGAACGUUACCAUUUCCAACAACAUUGUCCAAACCAAUUGUGAGCAUCUCUUCAUUUCCUGUUUGUCAACUAACUUUUUUCAGACUUCUCGUGA